This is a messenger RNA of Homarus americanus (American lobster), 3100 nucleotides long. It is a transcript of the gene Papst2, whose product is annotated as adenosine 3'-phospho 5'-phosphosulfate transporter 2-like. Gene Ontology annotation, molecular function: 3'-phosphoadenosine 5'-phosphosulfate transmembrane transporter activity. Gene Ontology annotation, cellular component: Golgi membrane; endoplasmic reticulum membrane. The record is from RefSeq and is a predicted model, not a curated record. Gene Ontology annotation, biological process: transmembrane transport. NCBI's taxonomy places the organism in Eukaryota, Metazoa, Arthropoda, Malacostraca, Decapoda, Nephropidae. The transcript is spliced from 8 exons. Bases 88 to 1200 code for a protein of 370 amino acids.
CACAACCACUCGAGGUGACACUUGACGUGGCGGGUGUUGGUCUGAGGUAUAGCUCCACUAGUGAGGCGUCUACUCACAAUUUGAAAUAUGAGUAAGAACGAGAGUGUGAGUGUGGCCAUCGAGGAGAAUGUUGCUCAACCUAAGAAGAAUGUCGUCAAAGUGUUUGGUUUUCCCAUCUCCAGUCUUCCUCCCACUUCACGGUUCAUCCUCCUGUCACUGGCGGUCUUUAUCUUCUAUCUCAUCUACGGAUAUAUACUGGAACUAAUCUUCACCCUGGAUGGGAUGCGGCCUCAUGGUUGGUUCUUGACUCUGGUCCAGUUUGCAUUUUAUACGUUGUUUGCUCUCCUGGAGAUUUUUAUAUCUGGCUGUAGUAUUAACAGAAAAAUACCUUUGAAAACCUAUGUGAUAAUUGCUAUAUUAACUGUUGGCACAAUGGGGUUUUCAAAUUCUUCAGUUGGAUAUCUAAACUACCCAACGCAGGUUAUAUUCAAGUCGUGUAAGUUGAUACCAGUAAUGAUUGGUUCGAUGCUAAUCCUCGGGAAACGGUAUUCAUUCGCUGAAGUGGUGGCCUGUCUGUGUAUGAGCCUGGGAUUGAUCUGGUUCACCCUCGCCGACACCACCGUCCAGCCUAACUUCUCCAUAACUGGUGUUGCACUGGUGAGUCAAGCACUGCUGUGUGAUGCUGUCAUCGGCAACGUCCAGGAGGGAGCCAUCAAGAAACACAAGGAGGACACGACCCACGUGGUCCUCUACUCCUACAGCAUCGGGUUUUUCCUGAUAUUUAUUGGUCUCAUCUUAACAGACCAGUUAAUACCAGCUGUGUCCUUUGCCAGUCAGUUCCCGUGGGAGGUGUAUGGCCGUGCUGUGUUGCUCUCUGCAGCGGGGUUCUGUGGGGUGCAAGUUGUGUUAACGUUGGUGACUUUUUACGGGGCCCUGGUUGCUGUCACUGUCACCACCUUCCGCAAGGCCAUCACCAUCUGCCUCUCUUUCAUACUCUUCAGUAAACCAUUCACCAUACAGUAUGUGUGGGGAGGACUGCUGGUAAUUGCUGGGAUAUAUCUCAAUAUGUUUGGGAAGAAGAACAAGAGUUCCACUCCCUUACUGGUGUCUAUACAACAGAUUUAUAUGAAGGUCCAGCAGCAUAUGGCACCAAAGGUCAGCCAGAUACAUGAAGGCGACAGAUCAACAUUCAAUAUCUGAAUAUCUUAUUGUAUUAUUAUAUUGUGACACCAAAGUGUUUUAAGUCAUAGUUCUCACCUGGACACACUAGGAGCUGUUGUCAUAUUGCCUCCACUUAGUGUUGAUAAAUAUACAGUACUGACCAAAGAUAGAUACUGGUAGGAACUGAAGGACAUCUGCUGUACAGUGCAGAACUAUGUGUAAUGAAACACCUGACAUGCAUAUUUAGUUCCAGCUUGUACUCUAUGAUGAUUAUAAGGUUGACCAUAGCUAUGGUUAGACCUAAGUGGAUGUAAAACACAAUGUGAAAGGGAUACAGUACAGUGUGCACAACAUUUAUUUUGUGUGUUGCUUGCAGUUGAAUGUUUAGGUUAUCCUAGUUGUCCCAAGAGUAGUGCUUGACUGCCAGCAAGGUCAUCAUACUCUGUGUGUGUUAUGAGUCAUUCAUUUACAUCAAGAGGAAGGAAACUCCCUUUGGACGCCUCGGGUUAUUUUGCGAUUUUAUAUUACCGUUUUUUUAUUUUGCGUCUACCUAAAUCACAACCAUAUUCCUGAAUGAGAGAAAAGCCAGACUCAAAGUAUUUUAAAUCAACCGCUCUGUCAAUUAUAACUACCCUAAUGCACACUUCUGCAGCUGCAUUGGUAUUCCUUUUAUUUUUAGGGGGGGGGGGGAAGGGUGUAUCAUGUGACAGGAACAUAUUUAUCUUCUAUGGGAAAAUUUCCAUAAGUAGCAGGUAGACAUGUCUUACCAUCAUCCAGUAUUGCUGUCGAAUCAUUGGGUCACUUGGUCGAUCAAAGGCAGCGAUAUCUUGUGCAAUUUUCUUUCUUUUAUUUUGCAAUUUUCUUCUCUUUUUUUUUACAGCUCUCUUUAUUUACCCAUUGUGUACCUGAACGUUGUCUAUUUCCUGCUUAUUUUAAAUGAAUAAAUAAACCUAUUAAGCAAUGUUUAGGGAAUUUUUUAGGCCCGCUGCCCCUAACUCCUUACUGUAUUUUGUAUUGAAUUACUGUAUACUGUAUAUGUAUAUUUUUAUCUCACUUAUGGCUCCUAUGUUGCGAAAUAACCCGAGGCUGCUGUAUUUGUGGGACUGUUUAAGUUUUUCAGGUUACAUGAUCAAUUUCUUUCCUUGUUAAGUGGUUGAUUCUGUCUUAGCAACUGUGUUCCAUUUCACUUGGUAAAUUAUUUUAUAUAUUGGGUCCAAACUGGUGCUUCAUUAUAGGAUUCUGGGGACUAUUGGUAAACAAUUUUUAAGAUAUGUUUUAAAUAAUGUUGUUGGUCAGUAGAUUUUAUAUGUACUUUAAGUGUUAUAUAUUUUAUUAAUUAGGCAGAGUUUUGUCCCAAGAAAUAAUAUAUGUUUUGUCAUGUCUCUGUUUAAGUUGUAGUUUGACGAUGAUCGAAAGUUAAUGGUAGAUUUUAUGUUUUAUUAUUGUAGUACUGUGAAGUGGUGCAUCACAUUCUUCUGUAGUUAUGGCGGAAGGGCAUUCUGUAGUUCACACAACAGUGCAUUGUGUAGUUUAGACAGCAGUGCAUUCUGUAGUUCAGAUAGCAGAGAAUUCUGUAGUCCAGGUAACAGUGCAUUGUGUAGUUCAGGCAACAGUGCAUUGUGUAGUUCAGGCAACAGUGCAUUGUGUAGUUCAGGCAACAGUGCAUUGUGUAGUUCAGGCAACAGUGCAUUGUGUAGUUCAGGCAACAGUGCAUUGUGUAGUUCAGGCAACAGUGCAUUGUGUAGUAUUAAAAUUAAUCCUGGAUUCUUGGGUGAAUAUUUCCAUACAUUCCAUUGAUUCAUCAAGUAUCCCCAGGCAUCCAGCUUAAUGGUCAGGGAUCUGUGUUAUUUUUGUUUUGGUAAAUGGUUAAUAAUGUGACAAGAAAAGACAUCAUUAUAAAGUUAGGUUUUAUAUUAAUUGUCAUUAAAAUUAAACAAUA